Molecule: messenger RNA, 4040 nt
Organism: Scleropages formosus (Asian bonytongue)
Lineage: Eukaryota; Metazoa; Chordata; Actinopteri; Osteoglossiformes; Osteoglossidae
Gene: far1
Product: fatty acyl CoA reductase 1
Exons: 12
Coding region: 241-1797 (518 amino acids)
Biological process (GO): long-chain fatty-acyl-CoA metabolic process
Cellular component (GO): peroxisome
Molecular function (GO): alcohol-forming very long-chain fatty acyl-CoA reductase (NADP+) activity
Source: RefSeq, a predicted model, not a curated record
CAUUUACUGCCUGUGCGUGGAAAAACUGGUUCUAAGUGCCAGAGCUGAAAGUUCGCAUGGAGCUGGGGUAGAGAGUCGAGGAACAAGUUUGGAAUUCUUGUUUUGUAAAACAGUACCAACCAACGAGGCCGUCCGCGUCCGUAAAUUAAGCGAGGGUAUUUUUAAAUCUUAUUCCUGUUAACAGCAGGCUGCCAGGCACGACAUGAGGGGGACCUUUAAAGGAGGGCUAUUGCAGGCAUCAUGGUGACCAUUCCAGAGUACUUUGCUGGGAAAAAUGUGCUCAUCACAGGAGCCACGGGCUUCAUGGGUAAGGUGCUACUGGAGAAGCUGCUGCGCUCCUGUCCUGAUGUCAAGGCUGUGUACGUGCUAGUUCGGCAGAAAUCAGGCCACGCCCCCAGCGCACGCAUUGCAGACAUGGUAAACUGCAAGCUUUUUGACAGGUUGAGAGAAGAGCACCCCAACUUUCCAGAUAAGAUAGUGCCCAUGAGCAGUGAUUUGACCCAGCCCGAGUUGGAUGUGAGCAGAGAAGACCAGCAGACUUUAGUGGACUGCAUUAACAUAGUGUUCCACUGUGCUGCCACAAUCCGAUUCAAUGAGCCUCUCAAGGAUGCAAUGCAGCUGAAUGUUCUAGCAACACAGAAGAUCAUGGCUUUGGCCCACAGAAUGAAGCAUUUGGAGGUCUUCAUCCAUGUGUCCACAGCCUAUGCCAAUUGUGACCGCUCAGUAAUUGAGGAAGUGGUGUACCCACCACCUGUCGACUACAAGAAGCUGAUAGAUGCCCUUGAGUGGAUGGAUGACAAGCUGGUCAAUCUAAUCACACCAAAGCUUAUUGGUGACAGGCCCAACACCUAUACAUACACCAAGGCCCUGGCCGAGUACCUUGUCCAGCAGGAAUGUGGCAGCCUCAAUGUGGCUAUUAUAAGGCCCUCCAUAGUGGGAGCCAGUUGGAAAGAACCAUUUCCAGGCUGGAUUGAUAACUUCAAUGGGCCCAGUGGGAUUUUUAUAGCCGCUGGAAAGGGAAUCCUCCGCACUAUGAGAGCUUCUAAUGAUGCCGUGGCAGACCUUGUCCCAGUUGAUGUUGUUAUCAAUGCUACACUGGCAGCAGCAUGGUACUCAGGAUCCCAGAGGUACACCAGACCAAAAAGUCUGCUGGUGUACAACUGCACCACUGGAGGCAUCAACCCCUUUCACUGGGGUGAAGUUGAGUACCAUGUAAUAUCCACUUUCAAGAGGAACCCCCUCGAGCAGGCCUUCAGACGGCCCAAUGUUAAUCUUACAUCCAAUCACCUUAUCAAUCAGUACUGGAUUGCUGUAAGCCACAAGGCCCCAGCAUUCCUAUAUGAUCUCUACCUCAGGAUAACAGGAAGAUCUCCCAGGAUGAUGAAGACUAUCACACGGCUGCACAAGGCUAUGAUCUUACUGGAAUACUUCACAAGCCACUCGUGGGUGUGGAACACAGACAAUGUGACCAUGCUCCUGAACCAGCUGAGCCCACAAGACAAGAAACUCUUUAACUUUGAUGUGAGACAGCUUCACUGGGCAGAAUACAUGGAGAGCUAUUGCAUGGGCACAAAGAAGUAUGUUCUCAAUGAGGAACUCUCAGGCCUGCCUGCUGCUAGGAAGCAUCUCAACAAGCUGAGGAACAUCCGCUACGCAUUCAACACCAUUUUGCUUGUGCUUGUUUGGCGGAUCUUCAUUGCCAGGUCUCAGAUGGCUCGGAACAUCUGGUAUUUUGUUGUCAGCCUGUGCUUCAAGUUCCUGUCCUACUUUCGAGCAUCCAGCACCAUGAGGUACUGAGGAUCAUGUGCAAACAGGCCCUGGCCCACCAAUUACAACUCGAAGCAGCUCAGCCCUGAACCAGCCCCUCGUCUUUCCUGUUGGUUAGCUAUGCAUUUGAAACGCAGCUCUAUGAGGUUUGGCCAUUGGAGGCACCGCUUGAUGGGAUGACAUCCCAUCUUCUGUCCUGCCCAUCAGCUGCCCUAUUGUUAAUGAGGUGACUGCACUUUACCCAUUUGGGUCCAUGUAAAGAAUGCACGUGUGAUAGGGCUCAAGGUUCAGUGGUAUUUGGCUCUAUAGGUUUAGCCUUCUCUGUUAAUGCAACAUUGAAUAUUGCAUUUAUGACAUAUGGCCACCCUGUUUAUAGGGUUGGGGAAGAAGGCUUCCUCUGCACGUUUCCAUACUUGUGCUUGAUUGAAGGUAUAGGCACUGUACUAUCCCCUUCCCUCCAAUGGUCUUUGUGCCCUGGCAGAUCUGCUGAAAGCAAUAACGACUUGGUCCAGUUGUUUGCGCAGCACAAGUUAGAUUGUACGUGAUGGUUCUUCACGUUCCUGUGCCUGAAUCUCCAGAUUUUUUGCAUUGUGGUCUGAGCUUGUACUGCUAUUGAUGUUUUACCCAGUUACUUUAAAGGAGCUAGUCUUUGAACCAAAGGAGAUUUGUUCUCCUUUAUGAAUCAAUAACUGACCUUUGUAGAUACAAAUGUUUUCACUUGUUUGUUUGCUUUCUUUUCACCGUUUGAUAACCUUGUCCAGGUGAUUUACCUUCUGUUGUUUGUAGGGCUUAAUGGUGCUUUAGCUUUGGCAGAUGGCAGGGUUCUGGGUAUAUCCAGUUUUAUUUUUCACCUCUUGGAAUUACCGUUGAUAUACUUAAUAGAAAGGUUAAUUCCCUCACUUGCAACAAUAAUGGCAUUGUGCUCACAGGAACUGCAGUAUGCAUCUUGGCAUGGCUCCCUUUGAAACUGUUAUAAACUUCAUGCCAUUAAUUGGGAAGUCUUCAUUAAUUGACUGGAAAUUUCCAAGAGAGAAGCAUCUGGUCAUCCCCCCCCAGUUUUUUCUUGUAUUUUCCUAAGUGUACAUAUAGUCACUAUAGUUAUAUGGGUUAUCCCCUUUUUCACUCACUAAGCAGUGUGUUUGUUAGUUCCAUUUUAAUCUUUGGGAGUCAGAGGGCUUUAGAAUUUUUGAUUGUAAAUGGAGCAACCUGUACUAGAAUGAACUGAAUAGUAUAGGUGUUUAGCUCUUUAGGAAUAUGAUUACAAACCAACAUGUAACGGGUGUGUGACUUGUGCCUGAAUUUUGUCUGAAAUUAAAUGUGAAAAUAGCAAUUUGUUUUCUGAUCAAUUUGUGUACAUCUCUAUUUAGCUACCACAUGUUGCAAAAGUUAAGCUAUGAAGUAUUUUUGUGCUUACAGUAAAUUAAGUGUAGUUAUUUAUUCAUGGAACGGAUUCUGGGUGAAGUUAAAAUCAGCAAACCAUUUUCAGUUGCUUUGUACAUAUAGGUACCUCUGCUAUGUUCAUGGAUGCUUUGCACUGUAAUUGUUAUCUGACACAAUCUAAUUCUCUACCAGCUGCCUGAAACUUUGCACAUUUGGUAACAAAAUGCAAAUUGCAAACGCUUACUAAAACUGAUCUUGAAUUCUUGAUCAACUGUUCUCAUUUAGCCCAUACCGUUACGAUAAAUUUAAAUGUCAGCAGUGUCCUUUAAUAUUGGGUUUGAGUGUUAAAAGGGAUCCAAUCCUGAUAAUCUGGUUCUUUUUAUUUUUGUAAUUCAUGCUCUUGUAGGUUUUUUAAAAAUUUUUGUGUGUUUAAACCUACUUGUGGAAUGUUGUAAAUCCAUGGUUUUGUUCUGGAAUGAUAUUGUAGUGUUUGAAUACUGGAUCAAAUAUUUUAUUAACGCUACCAAACUGUGAUAAGUUGGGGUGGGUGGGAGUUGAGGAAAAUGUUAUCAAUGACUUUGUAAAUGCCAUAUGGUUUAUUGGCAUUUGAAAGUUGAAUACCUCCCCUCUUCAGUGGAAGUAUUGGUAUUUUUCUUCCAGUAUGUUAAAGUACACUUUAGACUGGUUGCCUACUAUUUUAAAACCAUAUAUUGUCCCAGUAAAAUAUGUGGAGGUAUUGUAUAUUAUUCUUGCUACAUAUACAAUACUACAGUAGAAAUUCCAUGUUAUGCAGUCUUUAGUUGUAUGGAAUGGGUAACAUUGACUGAGGCAAUGCCAUUGGAAUCAAUCGGUGCCUUUGUAAAUCAAAAUAAAAAUGAAUUAUAUUAAGUAUG